AAGAAAAUCUUUAAAUGGCGAAGAGAUUUGGUGGUCUGCUUCUUUUUUAUUGCUCAAGCAAUGCGGGGUUGUUGGGUUCAAUUCAACAAUUACAAUGGCGAAAGGAAGGUCACGUGGGCAGAAAUGGACGCAGGCGUUUUUCAUGCUCUCCCUCCUUCUUCUUCUUCUAAUGCUAUUCACUCUUGGAAUCCUCUCGCUUUCAAACAGCACCGAUGGUUCUCCCAGGAGUGAAGGGUUUGGAGAGAGGGUGGAGCAGUGGACUGAAACUCUUUCUUGGGAGCCCAGGGUUUUCAUUUAUCACAAUUUCUUGUCCAAGGAAGAAUGUGAGCACAUUAUAAGUCUUGCCAAACCUCAUAUGAGAAAGUCAACUAUUGUUGAUAGCAAAACUGGCCGGGGAAUAGAAAGCAGGGUUCGUACGAGUUCUGGGAUGUUUCUGCACAGAGGACAGGAUAAAAUUAUUAGGGAUUUAGAGAGAAGGAUAGCAGAAUUCACACUCAUACCUGUAGAGCAUGGAGAGGGACUUCAAGUUCUCCACUAUGAAGUAGGGCAGAAAUAUGAACCUCACUUUGAUUUUUUCCAUAAUGAGCUCUAUACCAAGAAUGGGGGGCAGCGGCUUGCUACUCUUCUUAUGUAUCUGUCAGAUGUUGAAGAAGGAGGCGAGACAGUGUUUCCUGCAGCAAACCAAAAUUUUAGUUCUGUGCCAUGGUGGGAUGAGUUAUCUGAAUGUGGUAAAAAGGGUCUCUCUGUCAAACCAAAAAUGGGUGAUGCAUUGUUAUUUUGGAGCAUGAGCCCUAAUGGCAAACUAGAUCCCUUGAGUUUGCAUGGUAGUUGCCCUGUGAUUAGAGGGGACAAGUGGUCAUCUACAAAGUGGAUGCGUAUUGAGGAGUUCAAGGUUUAAGCCAUUGGUUGUAAAGACCAGGAUGAGUAUGUCAUGAAGAUCCUAGCUGGUAGUGUAAGUAGUAAUUCAAACAAAGUUUCAACUCAAUGUGGUUUCCCUUCCAACUCAGCUGCCUUACUUAAGCGUUCACUUGAUGUACUCCCAUACUUUUGACAUGCAAAUUUUUUAGGAGAUAGAAAGUCAAUUGCAAAUGUUCUGUCCUAGCCAACUGUAAACUGACAGAAUAAUCAACUGAGUUUUAAGUGCUUAUAAAUCCUUAUCCUCUCUUCUCAUGGGACCUGUUUGUUCGCACAUCCAACCCUUUUUUGUUGUCC
Messenger RNA from Quercus robur (English oak), 1212 nucleotides. Its product is annotated as probable prolyl 4-hydroxylase 3. Bases 95 to 898 code for a protein of 267 amino acids. The transcript is spliced from 8 exons. Lineage: Eukaryota; Viridiplantae; Streptophyta; Magnoliopsida; Fagales; Fagaceae. Gene Ontology annotation, cellular component: endoplasmic reticulum. Gene Ontology annotation, biological process: peptidyl-proline hydroxylation to 4-hydroxy-L-proline. The record is from RefSeq and is a predicted model, not a curated record. Gene Ontology annotation, molecular function: procollagen-proline 4-dioxygenase activity; L-ascorbic acid binding; iron ion binding.